AUGAAGCACAAGAGUGUGUUGGGACAACAAUGCUUCAACUGUACCACGUUCAUCAAGAAGAGAGUGGAUAAUGGACCUGUUCAGCAACUUGUUGCAAUGUUUGGUGCUUUAGUUGCUCAGGGUGAAGAAGCCGUUGCACCUUUGGAGAUUCUUAUUUCCAGUAUCUCCUCAGACUUGCUAGCUGAGGUGGUAAUGGCUAAUAUGUGUAACCUACCUCCAAAUAAUCCAAGUGCUGAAGGAGAUGAUGAACCACUGCAUGACAUUAGUAUAACUGGUUCUGAUGGCAAGGCUAAAUAUCCAUCAUCAUUUGUAGAUUGCGUAAUGUCGCUUUCUAGUACAUUCCCAUCAAUAACUGUACUUCUUGACGCUAAUCAAUCAAUAUCCAAUGAGAAAUCUCAAGGGGGAAGAAGAAAUUUCUGCAACUGGAGUGGAUAA
Prosopis cineraria is the source of this 435-nucleotide messenger RNA. RefSeq lists its product as uncharacterized. The coding region runs from base 1 to 435 and encodes 144 amino acids. The record is from RefSeq and is a predicted model, not a curated record. Lineage: Eukaryota; Viridiplantae; Streptophyta; Magnoliopsida; Fabales; Fabaceae. The transcript is spliced from 2 exons.